Molecule: messenger RNA, 1628 nt
Organism: Archocentrus centrarchus (flier cichlid)
Lineage: Eukaryota; Metazoa; Chordata; Actinopteri; Cichliformes; Cichlidae
Product: leukocyte elastase inhibitor-like
Exons: 7
Coding region: 228-1367 (379 amino acids)
Biological process (GO): negative regulation of endopeptidase activity
Molecular function (GO): serine-type endopeptidase inhibitor activity
Source: RefSeq, a predicted model, not a curated record
CCGUCGUUCACUUCAAAGAGCCGGAUCGUUCGCGACCGACCCAUCACUACUGCGCAUCGGAAGCGUCAGUCCGAUACCUCAGCACCACAGUGCUGUGCUCUGUGUAAAUAAGGAAGUCCUCUGGAUUUUAUCCCACUUUUUUCUCUGCUUUGAUUUUCUCACACGCUGACUUUGUGCGAGUAGCGCGUGCUUUCAGUCGCAGAGGAAUCAGGAAAACACCAUCAGCCAUGUCCUCCGUCAGCAGCUCAAACACAGUUUUUGCCUUGGAGCUGUUCCGCACUCUGAGCCAAGCAAACCCUGCUGGGAACAUCUUUGUCUCUCCUCUGAGCAUCAGCUCAGCCCUGGCCAUGGUCUACCUGGGAGCCAAAGGAGACACCGCUGCUCAGAUGGCAAAGGUCCUCUCAUUCAGCUCAGGUGAAGGCGUCCAUGCAGACCUGCAGAAACUGAACGCUGACAUCAACUCACCAUCUGCAUCAUACAUCCUGAAACUAGCCAACCGUCUUUAUGGAGAAAACACUGCCCGCUUCCUCCCAACUUUCCUUGAAGCCACACAGAAGUACUACCAGGCAGACCUGAAGGCUGUGGACUUCAUCGGAGCUCCAGAGGCGUGCAGAGCAGAGAUCAACAGCUGGGUGGAGCAGCAGACAGAAAAUAAGAUAAAAGAGCUUCUGAAGCCAGGAACAGUCAGCUCAGAGACCAAACUGGCUCUGGUCAAUGCCAUCUACUUCAAGGGAAACUGGAAGAGUCCCUUUGAUAAGGCAGACACCAAAGAGAUGCCCUUCAAAGUCAAACAGAAUAAGACUGUACCAGUCCAGAUGAUGUACCAGAAGAAGAAGCUGCCCUACAACCACAUUCGUGACCACGGCCUGCAGAUCCUGCAGCUGUCGUAUGUGAAUAAGGAGCUCAGCAUGUUCAUUCUGCUGCCUGACGAGUCCUCAGACGGCUCAGACGCUCUGCUGAAGCUGGAGAAUGAGCUAACACAGGAGAGGCUGGACGAAUGGACCAACAACAUGGGCUUCAAGCCAGACGUUUUCCUUCACCUGCCAAAGUUCAAGCUGGAGGAAGACUAUGAGCUGAAGGAGCCUCUGAUUAAACUGGGCAUGAAGGACGUGUUCUGUGGAGGAAGAGCUGACCUGUCUGGCAUGAGCGGUGAAGAGAGACUCUUCCUGUCUACGGUGGCCCACAAGGCCUUUGUGGAGGUGAACGAGGAGGGCACAGAAGCUGCUGCAGCCACGGGCAUCGUCUUUGUACCACUUUGUUAUAUACCACCAGUACACUUCACAGCAGAUCACCCCUUCCUCUUCUUCAUCAGGCACAAUCAGACCAAGUCCAUCCUGUUCUUUGGCAGAUUCUCAUCUCCUCAGUAAACAGAAGCAGCAGAAGACGAUGAUUCAAAUAAAAUAUCUUUGAAACAAUAUAAAUGAAACCUUUAUGAAUAAUUGUGAUGUUUUGUUAAUUCAAGAAUUUCAUUUUUCGGGCUUGGUGCUCCAGCUAUUCAAUUAAUCAUUAAUAAAGUCUUUUAUAGAUUAUUUUAUAUGUGAUUAAAUUGUAAUUAAGUUUUGUUUUGUUUUUUAUUAAUGCUGCGAUGGGUGGCUGAACAAUAAACGUAGAACUUAAGGCCCUUUAAA